UGGUAGGUGGGAGUGCAAAUAAAACAAAGAGUAAACACGAGAAAAUUGAAGUCAUUUAGUGCAAAUUAGAAUAUAAUGCACUCAACAAUUUGUUAGGGUUUUUUGGCACUAGACACGUUAAAAAGAAGUCGAUGAAAUUUCGCAAACUCUAAAAACAUUUAAAAGGUUUUGCUCUUUUUUGUCCGUUUUUAUAAAUCAUAAUUGCCAUGUCCACACAAUUAUUGUUAUUGUCGAAUUGAUUUUCCUCGUUGCAUAUGUUUCUUUCGGGAUUAGCAUUCAGGACUUUGCCAUCUAGGGCUGCUAAAUUACUGCAUAGACCAAUAGUAACAACUGCAGUAUUCAGAAUGACGUUCGUGAUCGACAACAUCAUCAAAAGCCCCGAGGACAAACGGGACUACAGAGGUUUAAUUUUGGACAACAAACUCAGGGUUUUGAUCAUCAGUGAUCCUAAAACGGACAAGUCGGCAGCUGCCCUAUCAGUCAACAUUGGCUACCUGAGUGAUCCUUGGGAAUUGCCUGGUCUGGCCCACUUCCUGGAGCACAUGUUGUUUUUGGGCACGGAAAAGUAUCCGAGUGAAAACGAGUACAACAAAUUCCUCUCGGAACACAGCGGCUCCUCGAACGCCUACACCUCUGCUGAACACACAACCUACUAUUUUGACGUCGCCCCUGAGCAUCUGAAGGACGGACUGGACAGGUUUGCCCAAUUUUUUGUGGCGCCCCUUUUCACUGAAGACGCAACUGAACGCGAGGUGAACGCCGUCAACUCGGAGCAUGAAAAGAAUUUGGCCAACGACAGCUGGAGACUGGCCCAGUUGGAGCAGAGCUCGAGCAUCGAAGGUCACCCAUACACCAAAUUCGGCACUGGCAACAAAGACACCCUGGAAACUAUUCCCAAGAGCAAGGGCAUUGACGUCAGACAAGAGUUGCUCAAAUUCCACAAGACUUACUACUCGUCAAACAUCAUGUCCCUGGUCAUUUUAGGAAAAGACCCUCUUGACGAGCUGCAAGAGACGGCUGAAAAUUUGUUCGGGCCAAUUGUGAACAAAAAUGUUGAUCUGCCCAAAUGGCCUGGCAACCCCUUCGGACCAGAGCAACUGACCAAGAAGGGCCUCGCUGUGCCCAUCAAAGACUGGCGCUCUUUGACCGUGACCUUUCCGAUUCCAGACUUCCGAAAACAUUACAAAGCAGGAGCUGGCCGUUAUUUGAGUCACUUGAUCGGACACGAAAGCAGCGGAAGUCUUUUGUCGGCCCUGAAACAGAGGGGCUGGUCCAAUCAAUUGAACGCCGGCGGACGCAGAUUUGCCCGAGACAUGACUUUCUUUGUCAUCUCGGUUGAUUUGACGGAAAAGGGUCUGGAACACACUGACGACAUUGUGGAUCUCAUUUUUCAGUAUAUCAACAUGCUUCGUAAGGAAGGACCCAAAGAGUGGAUUUUCAACGAGUUCUCUGAAAUCGCAAAGAUGAACUUUCGAUUUAAGGACAAAGAAAUGCCUCGCAGCUAUGCUGUUAACUUAGUAGAUAAUUUGCUGGAUUAUCCAAUUGAUGAAGUUCUCACCGGACACUAUUUAGUCUCAGAAUGGAAGCCUGAACUUAUUGAACAACUGCUGAGUAAGCUAACUCCGGAAAACUGCAGGGUUGGAAUCGUGUCCAAGAAAUUUGACGAAAUUGCUGAUCAAUCCGAGAAGUGGUACGGCACAAAGUAUAAACUUGAAAGCAUUUUGCCCGAGCUGCUUUCCAAGUGGAGGAAUUGCCAGCCGAGCGAGGAAUUGCGACUGCCCAAAGAAAACGAGUUUAUUCCAUCGAGCUUUGAUCUGUUUCCAAAUGAGAAAACUGAAUCAAAGCAUCCAACCGUGAUCCACGAGACACCCUUUGUCAGGGUUUGGUAUAAAAAAGACGAGGAAUUUCUCCUGCCGAAAGCAAACUUGAUCUUUGAGCUUACUAGUCCUUUUUCCUACUUGGAUCCCCUGAGAGUGAAUUACACCAACAUUUACCUGUCACUGGUGCACGACGCCCUCACUGAAUACACUUACGAUGCCAUUCUGACCUCGCUGAAAGGGGAUGUGAGCUGCAUUAGAUAUGGUUUAGUGGUCACAAUCAAAGGCUUUCACGAUAAGCAGAAAAAUCUUUUGGCUAAAGUUUUGGACACAUUAGUGAACCUAGAAGUGGACGAGGAACGCUACGAAAUCUUCAAGGAAUGUCACAUUCGAAGCCUCAAGAACUUUGCAGCUGAACAACCUCACUCUCAUGCUCUUCAUUAUGAGAUGGCCUGUCUUUCGGAGAAGGCUUGGGUCAAAACUGACCUUCUCGAAGCAACCAAAUAUCUGACGUUCGAGGGUCUCAAGAAUUUCAUACCUCAGUUUUUCUCAAUGGUGCAUGUCGAGAGCCUAAUUCAUGGAAAUGCAAAUAAAGAUGCAGCUCUGAAGUUGGUGGAAGUUGUCGAGGGAAAGUUGAUCAAAAAGACUCAGCCGCUUUUACCACCACACCUGUUGAGAUUCAGGGACAUUCGUCUAGACGAUGGAUGCAGUUAUGUUUACGAGGUCACCAAUGCCACGCACAAAAGCUCAUGUGUCGACAUGUACCUGCAGUGCCCACAGCAAAGCACCGAGCACAACAUGCUGCUGGAACUUUUCGUUCAAAUUGCCACCGAGCCCUGCUUCAAUAUUUUGAGGACCAAAGAGCAACUGGGCUACAUUGUUUCGAUGAGCAUUUCUCGCAGCCAGGCUAGCCAGGGUCUCCGAAUCCUAGUCCAGUCGUACAAACACCCAGCCUUGGUUGACCACAGGAUCGAGCAUUUCCUGCACGAGAUGAAAAGCUGCAUUGAAAGUAUGAGCGAGGAAGAGUUUGAGCGGCACAAGCAGGCUCUGGCUGUGCACCGGCUGGAAAAGCCAAAGAAAAUGUCAACCUUGACCCAGCAGUAUUGGUACGAGAUUUCGUGUCAACAGUACUGCUUCGACCGAGACAAUAUCGAGGUGGCCUUUCUGAAAACCCUAACCAAGGAAGACCUCCAGCAGUUUUACCAAAACUACAUCAGUGGCUCUGGAAAGUCCAGACGCAAGCUGACGGUCCACGUCCUGUCCACUGCCGAAGGUGGUGCCGGAGCUGCUGAAGUCGAGUUGGAGGAAUCGACUCCGCCGGAAGGAGUUGUUGAGUCGAUGAAAAUUGAAGACAUCUGCACCUUCAAGAGUAGCCAAGGCUGCUUCCCCUUCCUGCGCCCUUACAGCCACCACAGGCCUCAAGGCUCGAAGGCUAAACUGUAAUUUUCAGUUUUAUACUUACUUAAUAGACCUUUAGUGUAUUUAUGCCUGUAAGAUGUGAAUUCACAUUAAAUAAAAAUAGCAAACUUGUUUUUGUUUCUUAA
Messenger RNA from Neocloeon triangulifer, 3361 nucleotides. It is a transcript of the gene Ide, whose product is annotated as insulin-degrading enzyme. Gene Ontology annotation, cellular component: mitochondrion; cytosol. Lineage: Eukaryota; Metazoa; Arthropoda; Insecta; Ephemeroptera; Baetidae. The coding region runs from base 255 to 3260 and encodes 1001 amino acids. Gene Ontology annotation, biological process: peptide catabolic process. Gene Ontology annotation, molecular function: metal ion binding; metalloendopeptidase activity. The transcript is spliced from 17 exons. The record is from RefSeq and is a predicted model, not a curated record.